This is a messenger RNA of Capronia coronata CBS 617.96, 1284 nucleotides long. RefSeq names its product peptidylprolyl isomerase. Gene Ontology annotation, biological process: mitotic spindle organization. NCBI's taxonomy places the organism in Eukaryota, Fungi, Ascomycota, Eurotiomycetes, Chaetothyriales, Herpotrichiellaceae. Gene Ontology annotation, molecular function: peptidyl-prolyl cis-trans isomerase activity; protein tyrosine phosphatase activator activity. The record is from RefSeq and is a predicted model, not a curated record. Gene Ontology annotation, cellular component: protein phosphatase type 2A complex; nucleus; cytoplasm. The transcript has a single exon. Bases 1 to 1284 code for a protein of 427 amino acids.
AUGGCUUCUCAAGACCCUGCGUCUAAUGGCUCGACGCCUGCAACCUCGCCUGGCGUCGACAAGCCUCGUGCAAUCCCAAAGCUCAUACCGCGAUUGCAGAGGAAGUCUUCCACUCCACCAACACCAUCCUCCGACCCUGCUCCAGAAACGCCUCCGUUGCCAGAUCCUCCUCAGCCUGACUCCAUACAUUUCACCGUUCCUGUCAAGCGCAUCUUGUCUCCUUCCGACCAUGAGAAGUUCCUCAAGUCCCCGACCUAUACCUUGAUCCAAGCAUGGAUAUUCACGCUAUCAGACUGCGUCCGAGGACGGCCGAUCUCAUCUCUCGACCGUCAGCAUUUGUCAGACUCGAUCCGGCGCCUCGAUGCUGUGUUCGACGUUAUCGAAGGUCUCAUUGACCAGUACCCUCCUCUUGAUACGGGAUCGAGAUUCGGAAACCCAGUCUUCCGCAGUCUGCAUCAGGCUAUCGUACGCAACGUUGAAAGAAUCCAUAAGGAGGUGCUAGGAAUAGACAAUGAGGCUGCCAUACAGGAGAUAUCCAUCUAUGUGAUCAAUUCUUUUGGCUCGGAAGAGCGACUCGAUUACGGCUCCGGGCAUGAGUUGAAUUUUAUGAUGUGGUUGUUGUGUCUGUAUCGGCUUGGGCAGAUCCCGCGAGAGGACUUUCCGGCUCUGGUCUUGCACACGUUCAUGCGAUAUCUCACGCUGAUGAGGAGGAUACAGAGCACAUACUAUCUCGAGCCCGCUGGUAGCCACGGGGUAUGGGGACUGGACGACUAUCAUUUCCUUCCCUUUUUGUUCGGAGCGAGUCAGCUCAUCGGCCACUCCUACAUCACGCCGCGAUCCAUCCACAACAAUGUUGUCCUGGACGAGGAAGGGGACGACUACAUCUACCUCAAUCAAGUCCGAUGGGUGGAUAGCGUCAAGACGGUGAAAGGACUCCGCUGGCACAGUCCCAUGCUCGACGAUAUCUCGGGUGCAAAGAAUUGGCGCAAGAUCGAGGAGGGUAUGCGGAAGAUGUUUGUCAAAGAAGUUCUCGGCAAACUGCCCAUCAUGCAGCACUUCCUCUUUGGCGGCCUGAUACCCGGCACUGAAGAUAUGGGCCAGCUGGAUCCCGAGACGGCUCGGUUGCAGCAGGAAAGGAUGCAGCAUGUGAAGGAAACCGGUCACGAACCUGACUACUGGGGCGAUUGCUGCGGUAUCAAAGUCCCGAGUACGGUGGCAGCGGGAGAGGAAAUGCGAAAGCGAAUGGGUACGUCGGGCGCUCUGCGGCCCAUACCUUUCGACUAG